Molecule: messenger RNA, 375 nt
Organism: Knipowitschia caucasica
Lineage: Eukaryota; Metazoa; Chordata; Actinopteri; Gobiiformes; Gobiidae
Source: the annotation of a GenBank genome assembly
AUGCUGUCUGUGUCUGUGGAGGAGGAGGAGGAGGAGGAGGAGGAGGAGGAGGAGAAGGAGAAGGAGGAGGAGGAGGAGAAGGAGGAGGAGAAGAGAAAUAUGUGGAAAGGAGACAGAAGAGAAGAGGGAGAGGAGACAGAAGACGAAGAGGGAGAAGAGAGGGAUGAGACAGAAGAGAAGAGGGAGAGGAGGGGGGGAGAAGGAGACAGACAAGAGGGAGAGGAGGGAGAAGAGACAGAAGGAGAAGAGGGAGAGGAGACAAAAAGAGACAAGAGAAGAUGGGAGGGAGGGAGAGGAGACAGAAGAGAAGAGGGAGAGGAGACAAAAGAGGGAGAGGAGAGAGAAGAGAUGCUGGUACUUUGUCGGCACAACUGA